Populus trichocarpa (black cottonwood) is the source of this 1628-nucleotide messenger RNA. RefSeq lists its product as uncharacterized. Bases 7 to 1260 code for a protein of 417 amino acids. Lineage: Eukaryota; Viridiplantae; Streptophyta; Magnoliopsida; Malpighiales; Salicaceae. The record is from RefSeq and is a predicted model, not a curated record. The transcript is spliced from 3 exons.
AAAAAAAUGGCAUGGCUAGCAAGGUCUAUAGCUAACUCUCUAAAUUUCGACGAUGAAGAAGAAGAUUUCUCCAAUACAGAAUCGGAUGAACAACAACGACAAUCCACGACACCUCGUGGCCUCAAAGAAGACUUGACAGAUCUUAAACAAACCCUAUCCCGCCAAUUCUGGGGUGUCGCUUCUUUCCUCGCUCCUACACCGUCGGAGAAUGAUCCUCAUCCAGAUGACGAAGACGCUGCAUUGAUCGCCGGCAUUCGCAGUGAUUUUUCCGAAAUUGGAGGCAAGUUUAAGUCAGGGAUCUCCAAGCUUUCCACUAACAAAACGGUGUCGGAGUUCACAAAGAUCGCCUCCGAUUUGCUCCAGUUGGGAUCCGAGAGUGACGAUGAUGAGAUUGCGACAAUUGUGGCAACUGCUGUGGGUGUGACUGAAGAAGUUGUGGGUUUUGCUAGAGAUGUCGCUAUGCAUCCUGAGACUUGGCUCGACUUUCCCAUUCCUCGUGUUCAAGAUUUUGAAGAUUUUGAUAUGUCGGAUGCCCAACAAGAACAUGCUUUAGCUGUCGAGCGUCUUGCUCCCAGAUUAGCUGCUUUAAGGAUUGAGCUUUGUCCUGGAUAUAUGAGUGAGGGCUGCUUUUGGAAGAUUUACUUUGUUCUCUUGCACCCUAGACUCACUAAACAUGAUGCUCAGCUACUCUCAACUCCCCAAAUAGUGGAAGCGAGAGCAAUGUUGUCUCACGAGUUGCAAAACAAAGAUAAGGCAAAGUCCACUCCAGAUUGGCCUGGAGUUGGCACUCCCAGUGUAAAAGAUAAUAGUAAUACUGAUUUACCACACGAAGAGACUUUGUCUGUGCCAUCUCAUGCUGAGACUGAAUCAGUUACAAUCAUGACAUCUGGCACUAAAGCAGCCCCUCCCACACUUGCAGCCAAGACACCUGAUCAUGAAACGGUCCCUUCCAAUGUUUCAGCUGAACCAGAAAUGGAGAAGCAUCCAGUUGAAAGUACUCAGAUGCAAAUUAUUGACAAAUACAUAGUCGAGGAAGAAAAGGUUAACCAGGCCAAACAUCAACAUUCAUCGUCCAGUUCCUCUAGGAUUCUGGAUGAGAAAUUUGAGGAUGAUGGUGAUGAUUGGUUGAAAGAUGAUAGUUCAGAAAUGAUUGGUGCCAGUGGAGCCUCAAUGCCUCUUGGAAAUGAUGAGGAUGUUUCAUUCAGUGAUCUUGAAGAGGAUGAUGAAGAUGAACCUACAAGUUACACGAAAGUGGCAUGAGAGUUCAACAAAAGAAUCGCCGGAUUGGGUUCAGCUGAGCAGAAUCUCUGCUGACUCAGUUAAGGAUAUUAACCCUGUUAGUGUAAAAAAUACUGGGUCUGAGCAGGUAAGUACUCGCAAUUCUUAAACCAAGGAAUCUAGUGAUUCGCUUGAUGUUGAUGACAGUGAAGUGAUGUGAUUCUUCGACUAAAAGCUUUGAUGUUGCAUGUUGUUCUUUUAAUGUUUUCUCACCUCUUUACUGUGAAUAUCUUGCAUAUGGUUUCUGAAGUUCGAGUUGGGCUGUAAAACUGUAUUUCUGUACAUAACUCCAAAUUCCAAUGUAAAUUGAAUCAUCAUGCAUGGAAUAUAUAUAUAUAUUUACGUAAUAA